Molecule: messenger RNA, 1005 nt
Organism: Chaetomium globosum CBS 148.51
Lineage: Eukaryota; Fungi; Ascomycota; Sordariomycetes; Sordariales; Chaetomiaceae
Exons: 3
Coding region: 1-1005 (334 amino acids)
Biological process (GO): L-histidine biosynthetic process
Cellular component (GO): cytoplasm
Molecular function (GO): ATP phosphoribosyltransferase activity; magnesium ion binding
Source: RefSeq, a predicted model, not a curated record
AUGGCUCAAGAGCUGAUGCCCCUCGGAAGCCUAGAAGGCCGGCUGCUCUUCGCAGUACCCAAAAAGGGUCGCCUUCUCCAAGCGGCCUUGAACAUCCUUGAAGGCGCCGACAUUCAGUUCAAGCGUGAGAACCGCCUCGACAUCGCCCUCGUCAAGAACCUGCCCAUCGCCCUCGUCUUCCUCCCCGCCGCCGACAUCCCCACCUUCGUCGGCGAAGGCCGCGUCGACCUGGGCAUCACGGGCUACGACCAGGUGCAGGAGCACGAUGCCGGCACCCGGGCGCUCGCGCGGGCGCGCCGCAUGAGCAACGAGUGGGACCCCAACCGCGGCAAGCCCCACGGCUGCGAGACCGUGCUGGAUCUCGGCUUCGGCGCCUGCCGCCUGCAAGUCCAGGUGCCUGCUAAGGGCGAGUACGCCGAGGGCAAGGAUCUGAUCGGGAAGAAUAUCGGCACCAGCUUCGUGCACCUCGCGCACGAGUACUUUACGCGCCUCGAGCUCGAGCAGGAGGGCAUCACGGACCCGGUCCGCGCCGAGGGGAGGAAGCUCCGCACCAAGAUCAUCGAGCUCAGCGGGAGCGUCGAGGCCGCCUGCGCGCUGGGCGUGGCGGAUGGUAUUGUGGAUUUGGUUGAAUCCGGCGAAACAAUGAAAGCGGCCGGCCUCAAGGCCAUCGACACAGUGGUAGAAACCUCGGCCAUCCUCAUCAAGUCCAAGGCGCCAAGCAACCCGUCGCUGGUCGAGCUGAUCGCCUCCCGGAUCCGGGGCGUGAUCACGGCGCAGCGGUUCGUGCUGUGCCAGUACAACGUGCCGCGGGCCAAGCUGGCGGAGGCGACGCGGGUGACGCCGGGCAAGCGCGCGGCCACCGUGACGGCGCUCGACGAGGAGGGCUGGGUCGCCGUCAGCGCCAUGGUCGAGACCAAGCGCAUCGCCCCCGUCAUGGACGAGCUCGUCCAGGUGGGCGCCACGGAUAUCUUGGUGCUGGAUAUUCACAAUACCAGGAGUAGCUGA